AUGAGCUUGUUGUCGCCACCAGCUUCGAGACAACCGCCCAUCCAACCUAUUUACGACUCAACGGGCUCAACCUCCACUUUGCUGGGGUACUCAUCUACAGACCGUAGCUGGAACUUUCCCGAUACCAAGUCUGUAUCGUCUUCGUCUCCGACCACUACUUCACCGCCAGCUCAGCGACUUUUGUCAUUGGAUGCUUUGCGUGGAGUGGCAGUGCUAUUUAUGAUCAUCGUCAACUACCAAGGUUAUAAUCCGUAUCCUGCUCUUCAGCACGUAGACUGGUUUGGAUUCCAUUUAAUCGCCGAUCAAGUGUUUCCUUUGUUUUUAUUCGUAGCCGGUGUAGCCAUUGCCUUUGCCUACAAAAAUGUUCGUCGCAAACCUAAAUACCCAACUAUGUUCAAAAUCGCCAGAAGAUUUGUGCUGCUGUUCGCCAUCGGCUUGCUUCUCAAUGCCUUCCCUUUUACCGACUCUGACCUUCUGCAGACCUGGAGAAUCAUGGGCGUCCUUCAACGAGCCGCAAUCUGCUAUGUCGUUACCACUGCGCUCUAUAUAACAUGUGGAACCAAAGCCGAUGCUGUUUGGCCCCGUCGAUACCUCUACUUCAUUUACCCGGCUACCAUUUUUAUCCUGUGGAUGAGCUUGACCUUUGCCGUGUAUAACCCGGCAUGCCAGACGCGUGGUGACUUGUCUGAAACAUGCUGUACGGAAACCAUGUUUGAUUCUGCCUUAUUUGGCUCUCAUUCGUUGGGUAUCUUUGAUCCAGAAGGAACCAUCUCUACCCUGCCUUCCCUCCUUACGUCCUGGUCCGGUCUCCUGAUCGGCAUGCACCUGAACCGCCGUAAACCUGAGCUUCAUCGUCCACUGGUUCAGUACAAGCUCAUUGCGCAUUGGCAGUUACUGGCUGCAGGUCUAGCUAGCAUUGCCGGCAUGUUCAACUCCUUCAUACCCAUUGGCAAGCCAUUGUGGACCCCUACCUUCACUCUGCUGACUUCUUCUGUAUCCAUCGUCCUAUUUGCCAUCGGCUUUUAUCUCUACGACAUAAAGCGUCUGGCUGACCACACUCACCCCAACGUUGCUUAUCGCGCAUUAUCCUACCUUCUCUAUGUUUUCUUGGCCUGUGGUCGCAAUAGUACGGUCAUUUAUAUUUUGUCGGAAUUGGUGCUCAACUUAUUUUGGGCCGUCAACGUACCGUCUGGUAUCCCGCUUUACCAAGCCAUGCAAACUAUCAUGUUUUCAUCAUGGCUACCACAAGGCCUUGACAGUCUUGUGCUGAGUCUUUUUUGGGUGGUGCUUAUGAUAUUGCCCGUGGCCACAUUGAUGGAUUAUAGACGCAUAUAUAUCAAACUUUGAUUUAAACCUUUUUGAUUUAUUAGGAAUAGUAGACGACAUGACAUGGUGUUCGUGGUCACUGUUUCAACGCUUUUGUAUAUAACGACGGUUUACCUGUUUGAACGACACACAUUUCAUUUUUGAAACGUAGUGGCUGGCUGGCGGCUAAAAAUUGCUUGCUUAGAAAAUUUGCUUCCCCCUUUUUUGAUGCCCUGACCUGUUUAUAAUUUGUCUGCACAUCACUGACUGUCAUUACCAGUGCUUUUCCAUCUCUUUAUUGCAUCCUCACCACUUGAUAGAGUAGAGUGACCUUACCUUGUUUUUAUGCCUAAAUAAAAUCACACAAGUCGUC
This is a messenger RNA of Umbelopsis ramanniana AG, 1678 nucleotides long. RefSeq lists its product as uncharacterized. Lineage: Eukaryota; Fungi; Mucoromycota; Umbelopsidomycetes; Umbelopsidales; Umbelopsidaceae. The record is from RefSeq and is a predicted model, not a curated record. The coding region runs from base 1 to 1347 and encodes 448 amino acids. The transcript has a single exon.